AUGUACGACACGGCCGGCGGAGUGGUCACCGGCAUCUGCUUUGAAACGCGGAAAAAGCUGCGCGAGCGUUGGCUCGCCGAGCGGUUGAAGCGCAAGCCGGAAAUGAAGAAGAGGCACCCCACAGAAUUUCUGCGCAAAUUGGCGGUUCUGCGGCAAAAAAUCACCAAAAGUUUGGAUCGACAAGCGGCACAGCAGCAGCAGCAGCGGCACGAUAGAGGUCGUGGUCCUCCUCCUCGUGAAGAUGUAGCUGCGCCAACAUCUUCUUCUGCACCAGGGGUUCCUCAUACGGCGGCCGCUUCCUCGUCUGCACCGCAACUAGCGGCAGCUGAAACUACACCGGAGCAGACGCCCGUGAAAGAGAUUCGGAAAAAGCAAACACAUCAUGACCGGCAGCUGCACCGGGACAAUGGUCCUGUCGAGGAGGCCGAUCCAUUCCGAAAAAAUCCAUUUGAAGUUUCUCUGUUUGGCGCCCAGGACCACCAGGAAGAUUUUUCAGCUCCGGCGCGAGGGGCCCCGACGAACAACGCUUCUACUACACGGGGACCACCACGUGGACAAGAAGAUCUUGGUGGAGCAGGAAAAGCAGGAGACGAAGUACGUCCAGAACUACCCAAUGAGCAGGAAAUAAAUCUUCAGCAAGAUGAACCACAGCAGGACCAAGUCGAACAGGAGUACAUCCACCCGGUGGUGGCGACGUCGUCCUCGGAAGACGAAAGGACCAGCGGGCUUACCGACGUGGCGGCGUUUCUGGACGAGGAUUCCGAAGACCCGGACGCAAACCAGGUAAACCCCUGCGAGUUGUUUCGCCAGUAUCUGCCCACCGGAUGGCAGGAGUACGUGGCCGCGCAGCGACAGAAGCGGGGCAAGCACGAUCCCGAGGGGAAAAAGUACACGGUGAACGACGCGGCGAAAGAGAUCGCGAUUCCCAACGGUGGCUGCACGGGGCGGGAGUACGGUGAGGAAACCGAGGAGAGCCCGAACUUUCUGCGGAAGUCGAUUCUGGAACCUCCCGACGAUCGGGACGAAGUGGUGUUGUGCCGCAUUGGGGUGAACACGGUCCAUUUGGAUGAGCGGAAGCGGAACCUGAUUCUGACCAGGAACGGCGCGGAGCCGCGGACGCUAAAGAAGCUUCUGUUCGAGGAGGAAUACAAGUUGGUGCGCUGGAAGAACAUCGAGCUCCCCCAGGAGAUCUACCGGCCGUCGAAGAAGCCUUUUCGGAUGUUGCCCAUUUCGCCGCAGCCCACCUACGCCACCGCCGCGGCUGCUGCCACCGAUGCGCCGCCACCCUCGAAAAAGGAUGGCACUUCUCGCAGUAGACACAGCAGGGGGAAAAAGGCCGCUGCACCGGGUAAUAAUAGUAGUCGUGGUCAUCAUGCGAAUCCGAAUCCCAUCGAUCCCCUUCCCCGCCGCGAAAGUAGAGGAGGCAGACGCGAGGGAACAGGAGCAGAACCCGGAGCAGGGCGCCGAGAACAGCACGACUAG
Messenger RNA from Amoebophrya sp. A120, 1482 nucleotides. NCBI's taxonomy places the organism in Eukaryota, Dinophyceae, Syndiniales, Amoebophryaceae. The record is from the annotation of a GenBank genome assembly.